AUGGUCAACCGAAUCUAUGUAGACGAGGGCAAUGCAGCCAAUAUCCUGCAACUGGCGGCCAUCCAGCAGAUGGGCUUGGAGACAAAGAUCAAUAAAAUAGCCAAAUCGUUGACCAGCUUUAGUGGUGCAACAACGGUUACCGUUGGCACAAUAGACCUAGACGUCUACUCCCCACCUAUAAUCAGUUCGCAAACAUUUAUGGUCAUUAAUGAGGUCUCACCCUACAAUGGCAUCCUGGGCAAACCAUGGAUUGGCAAGAUCAACGCCGUCACCUCUGCCACACAUCAGAAAAUCCGGUACCCAAUUCCUGGUGGCGGUAUCGGCCAAAUCAAUAGCGAUCAAGCAAUGGCGAGGAAAUGCUCUGCCCAAGGGCUGAAGAAAAGCAAACAAGCGCAGUUCCUCCCUCUGAGCCAGGCAUAUCUAAAGGAGGUUGAACAACCGAAUCUUGCUAUCUUAUAA
This is a messenger RNA of Prunus armeniaca (apricot), 459 nucleotides long. NCBI's taxonomy places the organism in Eukaryota, Viridiplantae, Streptophyta, Magnoliopsida, Rosales, Rosaceae. The record is from the annotation of a GenBank genome assembly.